AUGCAGGUUGAAGUUAACCCUAACGAGGACACGGAGUGGAACGACAUCCUCCGACAACAUGGCAUUAUUCCCGAGAAGCCUAAAGAUCCCGAACCUCUCAUCCAGGAAGCCCUGAUCGCCGCACAGCACAGAGCGCACGAGAACCGACUUGAGGACAAGGACCUUGACGAGCUGGACGCACUGGAAGAAGAGGAGGACGAGGAAUUCCUCAACAGCUAUCGACAAAAACGAUUCGCUGAGCUAUCCACUCUCCAACAAACCAGUGUCUUCAAUCAAGUCUACCCACUUCAGAAAGUCGACUAUGCCCGUGAGGUGACCGAGGCAUCAAACAAUGCUUUUGUGUUAGUCAAUUUGACGUCAAUGGGUGGGAAUGUCGAAUCCCGCGUGUUGACAGAGCUCUGGCGACAACUUGCUGCCAAGUUUGGCGACAUCAAGUUCUGUGAGAUUCGUGCCGACAUGUGUAUCGAGGGAUAUCCCGAGAAGAACACGCCCACGAUUUUGGUAUACAAGGAUACCGAGAUCAAGAGACAGCUUAUUACGCUGCAGCAGUUGAAGGGUCCGCGGACCAAGAUUGAAGAUAUCGAGCGUCUGCUUAUUGAGAUUGGUGCUUUGAAGGAAGGCGAUAUGCGUCUGAAGAAACGUGAUGACGAGGACGACUACAAGAAAGCUGAUGACCUGGACGUUGAAGAUUAUGAUGAUGACUGGGAUUGA
This is a messenger RNA of Penicillium bovifimosum, 711 nucleotides long. RefSeq lists its product as uncharacterized. The transcript has 4 exons. Gene Ontology annotation, biological process: protein folding. The record is from RefSeq and is a predicted model, not a curated record. The coding region runs from base 1 to 711 and encodes 236 amino acids. Gene Ontology annotation, cellular component: cytoplasm. Lineage: Eukaryota; Fungi; Ascomycota; Eurotiomycetes; Eurotiales; Aspergillaceae.